This is a messenger RNA of Rangifer tarandus platyrhynchus (Svalbard reindeer), 1653 nucleotides long. NCBI's taxonomy places the organism in Eukaryota, Metazoa, Chordata, Mammalia, Artiodactyla, Cervidae. The record is from the annotation of a GenBank genome assembly.
AUGGUGCCCCUGCUGCUGCUGCCCCUGCUGUGGGGGGGGUCCCUGCAGGAGCUUCCAGGGUUCGAGCUCCGAGUGCAGGAAUCCGUGACGGUGCAGGCGUGCAUGGACGUCCACGUGUCCUGCUUCUUCUCCCACCCCUGGAGUUCGAGGUAUUGGUCUGCUGAGCCCUCCAUCUACUGGUUCCGGGAAGGAGACAAGCCACACAAUGAUGCUGUGGCCACAAACGACGGAAAUAAACCAGUGAAGCCAGAGACGCGGGGCCGAUUCCGCCUCGUCGGUGACCCCAGGCGCAAGGACUGCUCCCUGAGCAUCAAAGAGGCCAGGCUGAGCGACUCAGGAGCCUACUACUUGCGAGUGGAGAGAGAACCUCAUGAGAAAUAUAGUUACCUUGAUAAGAAGCUGAAUUUGCAGGUGACAGCCCCAACAGAGAAACCCGACAUCCAGUUUGUGGAGCCUCUGGAGUCCGGCCGCCCCACACAGCUGACUUGCAGCCUGUCAGUAGCCUGUGCUGGGAGACACCCUUUCCUGUUCUCCUGGGCGGGGGACGCCCUUGACGAGAUGGACCCAGGGACCCUCCACUCCUCGGAGCUCACCCUCACCCCCAGGCCCCAGGACCACGGCUCCAACCUCACCUGUCGGGUGACACUCCAGGAAGCACAGGUGACCCUGGAGACAACCGUGCGGCUCAACGUCUCCUAUGCUCCGAGGAACGUCCGCAUCAGCCUCUCCUUCAGAAACGUCACAGCCCUGAAGAUUCUGCAGGCCACCUCGUCCCUUCUCGUCUCAGAGAGCCAGCCGAUGCAGCUGCUGUGUGUCGCUGACAGCAACCCCCCUGCACAGCUGAGCUGGUUCCAGGGGUCCCCAGCCCUGGAGGCCACCCCCAUCUCCAGCACAGGGGUCUUGGAGAUACCCCGCAUGGGGGUCGGGGAUGGAGGAGAAGUCACCUGCCGAGCUCAGCACCCGCUGGGCUCCCAGCAAGUUUCCUUCAGCCUCUCUGUGCAGACUCCCCCGCAGCUGCUGGGCCCCUCCUGCUCCCAGGAGGGCGAGGGUCUGCGCUGCAGCUGCUCCUCCCAAGCCCGGCCGGCCCCCUCCCUGCGCUGGCGGCUGGGCGAGGGGCUGCUGGAGGGGAACUUCAGCAACACCUCCUUCGAGGUCAGCUCCAGCUCCGCCGGGCCCUGGACCAAUGGCUCCCUGAGCCUCCGCGAGGGGCUCAGCUCCGGCCUCAGCCUCAGCUGCGAGGCCCUGAACGUCUAUGGGGUCCGGAGCGGGUCUGUCCUGCUGCUGCCAGGGAGACAUGCAUUCCUGGCUCUUGGGGCUCUUGGAGGCGCUGGUGCAGGGGCCCUGCUGUCCACGUGCUUGUGUCUCCUUUUGUUUUUCAUAGUGAAAGCCCGCAGAAAGCAGGCAGCCACGAGACCAGAAGAUGUGGAUGAUGAAGACCCGGUCAUGGGUACCGUCGCCUGGGGUUCCAGGCAAAAACCUUGCUCAGACAGCCCCCCCGACCAGACAGUGCUGUCCCCUGCAGAGGACGCCCCACCCCCAGGGGAACAGGAAGAGCUCCAUUAUGCCUCCCUCAGCUUUCAUGAGAUGACAUCUAGGGAGCCUCAGGACCAGGAGGCCACCAGCACCGAGUACUCCGAGAUCAAAACGAGCUAA